CCAAAAAAAAAAAAUUGAGCAAAACACCAAAAAUAGAAAACUUCUACGUCAAACCCUAAUUUGGCAAGAGGAGAAAUAAAAAUUCGAAGCUCCAAGCUCCAAGGAGAGAAAUCAAAAUUCAAAUUUCCAUAUGUAUUAUAUAUGAUCAACCUUCCACUCUUCCUUUUCAACGUUGAUGGAUCUCUUUUUGGUGAAUGUAUUGCUUUCAUUCUGUUUUAUUAUAGCUGAAUUGUAACGUUUGACUUUUCAGGGGAUACACUAAACAACAAUUCUAGAUUCGCAGUUGCAUUGUCUAUAGGAAACUGUAUCCCAAGUAAAUAGGAAACUGUAUAAAUUGUAUUGAUUUAUUUUCUUAGAUUUCCUUUUUACUAAGAUAAUUUCUUCUUCUGUUAGUUUCCUAACACGUAUAAAUACAGACUUUUAGGCAAAAUGAAUGUACCUCAUCAAUCAAAUAUUCAAAGAAAUCGUGAGAAAAUCCAAGGGAAAAAAAACUCAAAGAAGAAGAAGAAGAACUGAAGAAGAAGAUAUGAUUAGCGUUCACGAGGAAUUAGUGGCAAACAUACUCACAAAAUUGCCUUUGGGAAGUAUCAUUAGAUUCAAGCUUGUGUGUAAGGCAUGGAGAUCGCUCAUAGAAUCUGAUUUCUUCCGCCACCUCCUCCACAAAGGUAACGCUAAUUCAACCUCUCCUUAUUGGUCGAUCCUACACACUGAUAUAUGCCUAUACGACUCCCGUAUGGACGACGAACUGGAACUUAAUUUUCCACAUGAAUCGCAUGGUAACAACUGGUCUUUUAAAAGCAUGCGACAUCAUCAUCAUAUGGAUGUCGACGAUAGAAGUAAAAUAAGGGUUGUUUCUUGCGCUGAUGGGUUGGUUUUGCUUCGUCACGAGAGCAGCAACGAGAGCAUACGUUACUACAUUGGUAAUCCGGUGUUAUCACAAUGGACUCUACUCCCUCCUCCUCCAGUUUUGCCGGGAGAUCGUUACUACGACUCGGGACUUGUGACUCGAAUGCACAAUGGUGUCAUCUUGGGUUACAAGGUUGUUCGGCUCCAUAAAAAUAUACAACGCACUGAUAAUCCUAAUCCCCGAACCUUGAGUUUUGAGAUGUACUCGUCGGAUACGGGUGAAUGGAGUUACAAACAGGUCUCAUGUCCUGGUCAUAACCCAGAGCUCGUGAUCCAAUACAAUCCCAUUACUUUGAAUGGGAAACUUUACUGGCAUGCCGAAGGCAUGGACGACGGCAUUGUUGUCUAUGAUUUCUUCUCCGAUGAUGAUGAUCAAGCUACGUCCAUACGGUUACCCGACAGAAUGCAAAGAUUUCAUCCUGAUCAUUCUGACGCUUCAAGGUGUUUUGAUUUUUGCAUGUGUCCUUGCUAUAAGAUGAUAUGCAGCACCUCUCAGGGAUUUUUCGUGUUUAUCGAAGCUGGGCGGAUGACGGGCAAGGAGGAGGGUUACAAUGUAAAGGUUUGGCGGCUGAUGAUCAAGAGUACUGAUGAUCAUUCUUGGGAAUGGGAAACGGCUUGGGAAAUCAACAUGGCGUCUAUCGGGAUUGGCUUUGAGUCUGUUCCGAUGGCCAUCAAUAACUUCGAUGUUGACAUCAUCUACCUAUGGAGCUUACAACACAGACGUUACGUUGCAUAUAAUGUUCGGACACAAACAAAAUAUCUAGGCCCUAGCAACCGUGAUGGUCCCGCCGCCAACGAGAUGUACUUGCCUUGUGACAUAUCAGCGUGCUUUUACCCACGUAAUACUCUUACACAAUUUGUGCUUUCCUUGCAAGAGGUUCCCAAGAUGUUUAGCAAAUGUUCAUAAGUUUUGUGAUCAUGUCGUAUUGGAUAUAGUUUUGCUCUUUUGCAUAAUUUGUAGUAAUGGAAGCGGUAAACAACAAGCACCCAUGGCCUAAUGGAUAAGGCGCUUGACUUCUAAUCAAGCGAUUGUGGGUUCGAGUCCCACUGGGUGUUCUCCAGUUUUUCGCUCGCAUUUUUUUUGUUGUUGUUAGUUGGCAAUAUAUACUGUUUUGGCUAACUCUUCUGCAGUUUAACCACUUUUUAGAAGUAAACCGAAAACUUCACAAAAAUAUUGAACGCAUUUAAAUUCCAAGAAAACUGAAGUCAUACUUGUCUAUGAAUUUAUAUACAAAAAAAAAGAAACAAGAAAGAGUAAAUAAGUAGUCCCAAAGUGAAAGAGAAAAAAAAAAAACAGUUGG
This is a messenger RNA of Raphanus sativus (radish), 2207 nucleotides long. RefSeq names its product putative F-box protein At3g23950. The coding region runs from base 434 to 1813 and encodes 459 amino acids. The record is from RefSeq and is a predicted model, not a curated record. Gene Ontology annotation, molecular function: protein binding. The transcript has a single exon. NCBI's taxonomy places the organism in Eukaryota, Viridiplantae, Streptophyta, Magnoliopsida, Brassicales, Brassicaceae.